Messenger RNA from Entelurus aequoreus (snake pipefish), 675 nucleotides. Its product is annotated as dehydrogenase/reductase SDR family member on chromosome X-like. The transcript has 3 exons. NCBI's taxonomy places the organism in Eukaryota, Metazoa, Chordata, Actinopteri, Syngnathiformes, Syngnathidae. The record is from RefSeq and is a predicted model, not a curated record. The coding region runs from base 127 to 372 and encodes 81 amino acids.
GCGAGUAGUCACCGUUUUCAUAUUGGAACGUGUCCCGAGACGUCAACCGGAAGCAGCUCCUCUCUCUUUCUCCUCCGCUUCCUAGCGAGCUGGAGUCUGUAUCGCAACAAGACAAACACGACUAGAAUGUUCUCUCUUAUUUGGUGCCGCUUGUUGGCAGCUUUCAAGUUGUACCUGCUUGGCUUGGAGGUCCUUGUGAUGCAGCUCCUCAGCACACGCUUCAGGUUGCCAGCGAUGCCCAGACAAGAUGGCAAGGUUGCCGUAGUGACAGGAGGAGACAGUGGAAUCGGCUAUGAGGUCGCCCGCCACAUGGCCAAGCUGGGGGCACACGUUAUCAUAGUACGUCUGCGGAGGUCCCGGACCCCCUGUUGAAGAACUCUGCUUUUGAGGAUAGGUCUUUAUUGUCAUUGCACAAGUACAACAAAACUUAGUUUUCAGCACAAACCCGUUCAAGAUUAGACAAACAAACAGUGUACUGGGUUACAGAACAGGAACGCUGAUGGGUCGUCACAAGGCGCCCCGUAAAAGAUGGAAAAAAGGUAAACGCUGGGGAAGGAUGAGUAAAAAAAAAAAGAAUACAAUCUAGACUGGGAAAAAACCUCCAUAGCAAAGCACAUAUCCAACAUAUUACAACGUACAUGUAAAUAAUUCAAUGUAUAUACUCUGAUGAUUAAC